CAUUAAAAAAAAAUAUAGUCACCAAUUACUUCAAAAUUUUAAACUUCAAUUAAAUAUUUCAUUGUCACUGAUCAAUAAUAUUUUACAAUUUCUUAUCAUUUUAUUAAUUUUACAUUUAUUUAAAAAUGGAAGAAUCUGAGUACACAGAUUACAAUAAAGACGAUGAAGAAGCGGAUACUCAAACUAAUACCCAACUGAUUACUGCGACUAGCGGAAUAAAUCAAAAAGGGGAAUAUUCAGAUGAAGAUAGUUUCCAACGAGAAUUAAUGGAUAAUUUAUUUAAAAGAUUUUUAGAGGCAGCCGAUAAACCGGAAGAUACUUUCACCGAAGGAGCGUGCCAAAAAAGUGCAACUUGGGGAUUUACAAUCACUCUGGAUGAAGAACCAUCGAUUAUCCCAGAAGAAAAAUCCACUCAGUUACCGUCAAGUUAUCCGUACGGGUGUGAUGAUAACUUAUAUUUUGAAAAAAGCGAAAGUGAAACUGAUCUUUCUGAUAUUGAUCUUGAAGAAACAGAAAUUACAGAAAGUUCUAUGUCUGGAUUAGAUACUACUGUUGUUCCAUUUAGUUUAAUGUGGACUUAUGGAAUGAAUACAAGAGUACCUUUUAUGAAUUUAACUGAAGGUGGUAUACACAAUGUAUUUUUUACAGCUAGUCAUGAAGCAGUUUUGUAUGAUUAUGUGAAAAAAGAAAUGAUUCUCCUUCAAGGACAUCAAAAUUCAAUUACAUCAGCUUCGAUGGAUUUAAAAGGAAAAUAUUUAGUAACCGCCGAUUCUGGUCCGGAAAAUAGCAUAAUAGUGUGGCGAAUGAGGAAAUAUAAACCUGUAUGCACAAUUUUUAACGCAAAUCCAGGAAGUGGGACAGCAAUUUUAACGAUGAGUCCAAACGGAAAAUACAUCGUUAGCGUAACCAGCGAUAUGCCAGCAAUUAUAAAAUUAUGGGUUUGGUCCAGCGGAUCAGAUCAACCCGUUGAUACUUAUUUAACAGAUCCAGCUUAUGGAAAACCAGUUGGGGUUGUUUUUAAUCGAACAGUACAAGAACGAUUUAUGGUUACGUUUAAAAGACAAAUCGUUUUUAUGAAAUACCAUCUUGUUAACAAAAGUUUUAUUGAACCGAGGAUCCCUGAAAUUCGCAAUAAAAACCGAUGGGGAAAAAUCACCGAUAGUUGUUAUUUAUUGGAAUGUCACGAAUGUUUCGCUUCGACUACGGAAGGUUACGUUUUAGUUUUGGGAAAUACUGUAUAUAAGAAAGAAUUCAAUAUUGACGAUGAGUACGAUGCUAGAAAAAUUUUUAUUACCGGUGUUAAAGUGACAGUGUUUCGAUUAAACACCAUUAGUUCGUCUGAUGGCGUUGUUGUUACUGGUGAUGCAAAAGGCAACAUUCGUUUUUACGAUCGUUACGUCCGCUUGUUGUACUGGUGUCAAAGCUUUCAAUUACCCGGUGUUCACAAGAUCAGUUUCAAUCGCGACCCGAGAAAUUAUUAUCUCGCCUCACCCAUUCAACGAACGCCUUCUGCUACAUUCGAAGGAAAAAUUAUGAUCGAUUAUAGCAAAGAUGAUAACGAUGUUAGCGAACAAUAUGAGAUUCUUUACAAAAAUAUGGUACCAUCGGAUGCAACCAUACAUCGGACGCCUUUUAUAGUGAGAGAUUUUAUUGUUGCAACCGCUGAUGGCAAUAUGGUUAAAAUCGAUUAUAUCAAUAACGAAGCUGAAGAGCUUUUACUUACUACGGAAACUCCGGUUGCUGGAAUUGAUGUUCAUUCUGAAAUGCCUUACUUAGCAAUAGCAUACAGAAAUGGUCGAGUCAGCCUUUAUAAUUACCUCAAUCACACGAUGAUUCACAGUUCGGUUCUUCCCCCGAUGAUAAUUGAUCCGAUCAUACCAGUUGAACCAAUACAAACACCUACAGAUGCUUCUACCAGUGCUGUUUAUGUGGCCCCACCUCCCGUUGAUGAAAAAAGUUCAGAUUAUUUAAUGUCCAAAAGUGUAACGUGUAUUAAAUUUUCCCCAAAAUGUUAUCACCUUGCUGUUGGUCGUGGAAAUGGUGAAAUUUUCUUUUUGGAGCCUGUAUUGUUACAUUCGAAACCGGGGUAUCCAAUAAGAAGGGGAACCCACAGAAUUAUGAAAUUAAUUUAUUCGUCGUGUUAUAAAUAUUUUGCUUACUUCGAUAAUAAUCGUACGGUUUUUUUGUUUUAUUAUGAUAUUGAGAAGGAUAUUUGGUUAAUGGUUGGGAAAAAUAGAGCUCAUACAAAGCAAAUAACCGAUUUGAUAUUUUCAACUCACACUCCAACGGAAUUAUAUUCAAUUGGACUUGAUAAAUGUUUGGUUAAAUAUGACAUUUCAAAUAGUAUUAACGAACUUGGUGUAGUUUAUAGAAAGAGGAUCGACCAAUCAGCAAAUCCUAAUUGCUUGGUUUUUUGUAAUACUCCUGAUACAACAACUCAGUUUUUAAUUGCGGAUGAUGAGUUUAAAUUAAAAAUUUUAUAUCCGGAUGAAAAACUAUAUCGGCAUGUUUUUCUUGGGCCAGCUUAUGGUUGUUAUAGUGAAGCCCCAAUUAAAAGCAUGUCAAUGUUACCUAAAUAUUCAGGCAAAUAUUUAAUAUUUGCAACCGAAAAGCACAUCGGGAUCCAAAAACUUCCCCCAGAUGGAAAUCCUUAUAAAUAUACAGGAACAGUUGGACACCCAUAUAAAAUACAACAAUACAUGAUUAGUUCGUGCGGAAAUUAUAUUUUCACAGCUGGAAGACACGAUGUUUGCGUAUUAAUGUGGCAAAUAAAUCCCGAAGCUGUCGAAAAUAUGGAAAUAGUUGGUGGGAAAGAAAUCAACCCAUAUUAUUGCUUAAUCGAAGGUGGAAGUCAAGGUUGGCUCUUCAAGGAAAUGCAAAAUCUUUUUUAUUACAUGCAAAUCCUUCAUCAGGGUGAAAACACCCAACUCCCUAGAAUUGUAUCUGAAAAUAUAGCAUUAACAGAACUCCCCGAUUUAAUGAGAGCUUGUGGAUUUUACCCAACAGAAUACGAAAUUGAGACGAUGCUAAAUGACGUUAAACAUCGCAAUACACAACGUGGUUUAUCAUUAACGGAAAUUUCAUUUCGCGAUUUUGUUAUUUUAUACAUAAAUCAUAGACCGGCCCAUGGAAUAUCGAUGAAGCGCCUCCAAAAAGCUUUCACGCAAAUUUGUAGCAAUAACGACGACAAAGAGAACGAAAUCGAUUCGGAUAUUUUCGAACAGGUUCUUUGUUCGAAAGGGGAAAGUUUUGCAAAGGACGCUUUGCAGCAAUGUUUGUCGAUAUUAAUGAGAUUCCAUCAAGAUGAAGAACAAACCGAAGAUUCUGCAAGUUAUGACUUGAAUUUACCGAGUUCGAUUAAUUUCGAUACUCUCGUUUAUGAUAUUUUAGGUAUCGAUAUGAAUAGAUCGCAGGGAUCAAGUUAAAAGUUUUAAUUUAUU
Molecule: messenger RNA, 3440 nt
Organism: Onthophagus taurus
Lineage: Eukaryota; Metazoa; Arthropoda; Insecta; Coleoptera; Scarabaeidae
Product: cilia- and flagella-associated protein 251
Cellular component (GO): motile cilium
Molecular function (GO): protein binding
Source: RefSeq, a predicted model, not a curated record